Molecule: messenger RNA, 3990 nt
Organism: Candida dubliniensis CD36
Lineage: Eukaryota; Fungi; Ascomycota; Pichiomycetes; Serinales; Debaryomycetaceae
Gene: FUN31
Product: serine/threonine protein kinase
Exons: 1
Coding region: 1-3990 (1329 amino acids)
Biological process (GO): negative regulation of glycogen biosynthetic process; intracellular signal transduction; protein phosphorylation
Cellular component (GO): nucleus; cytoplasm; cytosol
Molecular function (GO): protein serine/threonine kinase activity; ATP binding
Source: RefSeq, a predicted model, not a curated record
AUGACUUCAAACCGGCCACCACCACCACCAUCACUCCUGUUUUUCAUAGAAGACAAUCCCACUACACAACAACUGAGGGAACAACACCAGCAAUCCUUUUUAAAUCCCAAACCAUCUGCAAGUCGUCCACCAAUACAAUGUGCUACUAAUUCAAGAUAUAAUCUGCACUCACUGUUGAGAUUUGAGACAAAUACUCGGUCAAAUCGUUCCUCUCCCUUGUUUACGCCAUCCCCCACUUUUGCCAACUAUAACAGUAAACCCAGCACCCCUACUACCAAUGGUGAUGACAAUAGUAAUAGUGACAUUGAGGAUAUAUUGAAGUUCCCUAUAGAGUCAUCUCACGCGUACUCAUAUGCUCAUUUAUCACCAAACUCUUUGGCAUUGAGAUUAAAUGUGUUGAAACGAUCUUUGGAGAUUCUAAAGGACCGUCCAGAACUAUUCAAAUCAUUGACAACUACUAACAGUGCAACAAAUAGUCCUGUCAAAUCUAGUGCCCCUGCUGGUGGUGCCAUAAACAUUGUAACUGAUGAAGCACCCCCACUUUUCCGAUCGGCUUCACACCCAAUAGAAAUCGAUAAUAAUGGGUCAACUGAAGAUUUAUCAUUGCAACCUCCACCAUUAAGAAAGGCAUUAUAUUCGCAUACUAAUCACAGUUCUGAUUAUAUACAUGACGUUUCAGGUUCUUCUUCUUUAUCUGCUCACGAGCACAAGAACUAUAAAUUGCGUUCCAAUGCCUCAUCAGCAGCAUUAGCUGCAUUGUUUAGGCCUACUAUGAAAAGGUCAGAUAGUUUGCCAUUGAAUAAUAAUAAUAGUAGUAGCAAUCCACUAACGGGACGCAGGGUUUCAACACCGCCAUUAGCACGCCAGUUACCAACCUCAAGAAAGGUUUCUUCAAAUAAAGAUAAAAACGAUGAUUUUAAAGACAUUAUAGAUUUAUUAGAGAACGAUUUGAGUGCAUUAUUAGAUAAUUCAGAGGUAGCAACCACAUUACAUGAUUUAUCAUUAUCUACCCCUGAUAAAUUAGACAGCUCAAAUUCUAAUCAUGAUAUAUUAAAGUAUAAAUUGUUGUAUGCAUUGGCAAUGCCAUUUAUAGAGAAUUCAGUUCAACCAACUUCACUAUUGGAGUAUGAUGGAAACAGUGACCCUUCUUUGAACUCCUCACAUGUACGUCCUUCAACUACUGCAUUGAACUUACUAAAUAACAACUAUGAUGAAUUACCCCCAAAAAAUAGCAUGAAAAACAGGUUUCCAAGCAACAACAACAACAACAAUAGUUUCAAAAGUAGUGGUGCAAGUCGACCCUUCCAUUCUUUGUUAACUACUAAACACGCACUUCCUCAAUCUGUAUUUACAGUGGAGAAAGAUUUACCUUUUUCAGUCAAAGCUGCAAAUGAUUUAGCGUGUUUAAUGUUUGGUGUACUGAAAAACACUAUUAAAGCAUUAACUUUGAUGGAUUUAAUUGCUCCACAGUUUCGUGAUUUUGUUUUAAAAAGAAUCACGGGAAUGCAAAUUAUGGAAAAUAAGAAAAAUCGUGACAAAAUUUUGUUUGCUGGUGAAAUUGUUGCCAUUGUCAGGCCAGGCGACCAAAACUAUUCGUGGACUUCCUUGUGGGCUAAACGCAAGGGAAAUUUGAUUAUAUGUAUGUUUGAUCAAAUACCUUGUGAUGCAUUUGAUGUGGUUAUACUGAGUGAAAAAGAUGUUAUCGAUUACAAAAUCGAUUCCAUUAAUGAAAUUGCUGGAAGUUUAAUUGAGGACUAUCGAAUUCAAAAUCUCAGCAAUUUAGAUAGUUUGAGUUAUUCUUUAAAUAAAGAAUUACUCGAGUUUCAUCAUAAUAACGAAAUGGAGCAAGGUGUAAGUGAUGAAACUGACCAUACAAACAAUACCAACAAUGGAAACAGUAGUAACAUUAAUCGUGACAGUUUUGAUAUUGAUGAUUAUUAUGACGAAGAUAUUGAGUUGAUUAAUCAAACCAGAUACUACACAUUACAAUUGGAAGAUGAAAAUAAUGUUCCAUGUGCAAUUACUUCUACCCCAUUAGAAUUUGAUCAAGAAAAACACGUGAUUAAGUUGAAAAUUCACACAAUGCCAUAUAUUGCUGGUAUUUUUGUUAUUGAUAGUGACGAAUGUCGGAUAUUAUCAUGUAACAAUGCUAUUGCUAGAAACUUAUUUGGUAAAUCAUUUGAUGAAUUAGAAAAUCAUAGUAUUGAUGAAUUAAUACCAAAUUUCACCAAAAUAUUACACGCUGGUAUCGAGGCCACCUCAAAUUAUGCAUAUCAGUUGUCACCAGGGUUGGUUUUACCCGAACAUUUUUUUAGAAAGUAUGAUGCCGUUAUUAAUAAGCAACAAAACCCUGAAAAUGACCAAGAAUCUGAGGAAACAAUAUUUUUUAAUUCAAAAGGUAUUGAGGCAAUACACCGUGAUGGGAAUGUGAUCUACGUCGAUGUUCAAGUUAGAGUCUCAACAAACAAUACAUUGGUGGUCUGGGUAACAUAUUCCAGAACCAACAAGAAUCGAACUAAUAUUUCUGAGGAAUUGGACAAGUUGAGCUCUGCAUCAACGUCAUCCUCGAUUUCAUUGGCUUCCAGCAAUAAAUCAGCUGUUUCGUUAUCUUCAAUUUCGAAACCUCGAACAUACUCCAGUGGGUUGCAACUUAGUGAUUUGAAACAGCAACAACAACAACAGCUUCAAUUUCUUGCCAAACCACCACAGCAUCAAUCAGUGACUCUGUUAGAGAACACUGGUAAUCAUGAACGAAAACCAACCACGGCAUCUACUGUUCCAUCACAAAUGAAAUUGUUUAAUAAUGAAAAGGAAAAUGAUUUGUUAGAAUUCUCACCUCGUGAGAUUACACGGGCGCUGAGUACAAGAAAACCCAAGAAAGAAACUUCAUUGGGUAUUCCCUUAGCCAGAUUGGAUAGUUAUAUAUAUGACAAGAAUGGUAGAGAACAACAAAAUCUGCAAAAAAAGGAAGAAAACAAACCAGCAAAAGAUCCUCGAGAUUCUUCAUCAGAGCCAACUUUAUCAUCUCCAUUGACUUUGUCCAAUCAAACUGAUGACCCCGUGAAGACGGAUUUUAAUAUAGUUUUAAAGUAUACCCAGGAAGAAAUAUUAGAGUUAGAAAAUGAGUCACUAGAACAAAUCAAGUGUCAAUCGUCACAUUGGCCCAAAGAUGUCGGAGGUCAAAGACGAACCAAAAAGUUUUCUGAGUUUAAAGUUGUUAAAGACAUGGGAGAAGGUGCUUACGGUAAGGUGGUAUUAGCUCAACAUAAACAAGACCCACUUUAUAAAAUUAUUAUUAAAUGUAUUAACAAGGAAAGAAUUUUGGUUGAUACUUGGGUACGAGAUCGGAAAUUAGGAACAAUACCUAGUGAAAUUCAAAUCAUGGCUUAUUUGAACAGUGAACCUCAUCCAAAUAUUAUGCGAAUUAUUGAUUUUUUUGAAGAUUCCAAAUACUAUUAUUUAGAAACCCCAAUUUUUGGUGAUCCACCAGCUAUUGAUUUAUUUGAUUUUAUUGAAAUAAAAAAAGAUUUGAGUGAAGAUGAAUCGAAAUUUAUUUUCAAACAAAUUGUUUCAUCGAUUUAUCAUUUACACAAAAAUGGAAUUGUUCAUCGAGAUAUCAAAGAUGAGAAUAUUAUCGUUGAUGAAAAGGGGGUAAUCAAAUUGAUUGAUUUUGGUUCAGCAGGAUAUGUUAAACAAGGUCCAUUUGAUGUGUUUGUUGGUACAAUUGAUUAUGCUUCACCCGAAGUUUUAGGUGGAGAAAAAUAUGAGGGGAAACCUCAAGAUAUUUGGGCAUUGGGAAUUUUAUUAUACACAAUGUUAUAUAAAGAAAACCCAUUUUAUAAUGUUGAUGAAAUUAUGGAAGGUGAUUUAAGAAUCCCAUAUGUUAUUAGUGACAUGAGUUUGAAUUUGAUUAAGAAAAUCUUGGUUCGUGAUGUUGAUAAAAGACCAACAAUUACUGACAUUAUGGAGGAUGAAUGGUUACAAAUAUAA